Penicillium cataractarum is the source of this 1731-nucleotide messenger RNA. RefSeq names its product FACT complex subunit POB3. Lineage: Eukaryota; Fungi; Ascomycota; Eurotiomycetes; Eurotiales; Aspergillaceae. Gene Ontology annotation, cellular component: FACT complex; nucleus. The record is from RefSeq and is a predicted model, not a curated record. The coding region runs from base 1 to 1731 and encodes 576 amino acids. The transcript is spliced from 7 exons. Gene Ontology annotation, molecular function: DNA binding; nucleosome binding; histone binding.
AUGGCACAGGUUAAGAGCUUCUCCAUCAUGGAGAGCUUCGACAACAUCUACCUGGACCUCUCGAAGCAGCCAGGAAAAUGCAAGCUGGCUGAGAGCGGUCUGGGCUGGCGUCCCUCCGGCGGCGGCGACACUUUCACCCUCGACAGCAGCAACAUCGGCCACGCCCAGUGGAGUCGCGCCGCUAAAGGAUACGAGCUGAAGAUCUUGUCGCGGAACUCAGGAGUCAUUCAACUGGAUGGGUUUGAUCAAGAGGACUUCGAGCGACUGAGCAAGGCUUUCAAGAUCUGGUACGGCAUCAACGUCGAGACCCGCGAACACGCCAUCCGCGGAUGGAACUGGGGUAAGGCCGAGUUCACCAAGGCCGAGCUUUCUUUCAGCGUCCAGAACCGACCCGCUUUCGAAGUCCCCUACUCCGAGAUCUCCAACACCAACCUCGCAGGCAAGAAUGAGGUGGCGGUUGAGUUUGCGCUUUCCGCAGACCAGGCGAAUGGCAACGGACAGCCCGCUGGAAGCACUCAGAACCGCGGCCGCAAGGCUGCCGCGGGCCCCGAUGAGCUGGUGGAGAUGCGCUUCUACAUUCCCGGUACGGCUGUGAAGAAGGAGAAGGGCGAGGGCGACGAGGAGGAGAACGAGGAAGAGGUGGAGGAGCAGAAUGCGGCCAACCUCUUUUAUGAGACUCUCAUGGACAAGGCUGAGAUUGGAGACGUGGCGGGUGAUACUUUUGCGACCUUUUUGGAUGUUUUGCACCUUACGCCCAGAGGUCGUUUCGAUAUCGAUAUGUACGAGUCGUCCUUCCGGCUCCGUGGCAAAACAUACGACUACAAGAUCCAAUACUCUGCCAUUAAAAAGUUCUUCUUGCUUCCGAAGAACGACGAUACGCAUACUCUCAUCGUGCUUGGUCUCGAUCCUCCUCUUCGCCAGGGCCAGACUCGCUACCCAUUCUUGGUGAUGCAGUUGAAGUUGGAUGAGGAGAUCAGCCUGGAGCUGAACAUGACAGAGGAAUUGUUGAAGAAGCAGUACGGAGAUAAGCUUCAGGCACACUACGAAGAGCCUAUUCACCAGGUCGUGACCAAGAUCUUCCGUGGAUUGUCUGGCAAGAAGGUUAUCAUGCCUUCCAAGGACUUUAUCAGCCACCACGGGCACCAUGGGGUUAAGUGCUCCAUCAAGGCCAACGAGGGCUCUCUCUACUUCUUGGAUAAAAGUCUUAUGUUCGUGCCUAAGCCUGCCACUUACAUCCAGCUCGAGAACGUUGCAGUGGUGACCAUGUCGCGUGUCGGAGGCGCUGUCUCGGCUAGCCGAACCUUUGAUAUUACCGUCAGCCUCAAGGGAGGUCUGGGCGAGAACCAGUUCAGCAACAUCAACCGUGAGGAGCAACAACCACUGGAAGACUUCUUCAAGGCCAAGGGCAUUCGCAUUAAGAAUGAGAUGUCUGAAGAGUCCUCGACCCUUCUGAAGGCUGCACUCGACAACGAUGACAUGAUGGAGUCGAGUGACGAGGAGGGCGCACGGGCAGAUCGCGGCUCGGCAGACGAGGACGAGGAGUCUGUAGAUGAGGACUUCAAUGCCUCGUCCGACUCUGAUGUGGCUGAGGAGUACGACUCGGCACACGAGAGCAGUGGUGACAGCGACGAGGAGAUGGGUGAUGCGGGAGAUGAUGAUGAGGAGGCGGAUGCUGGAUCGGACCAGGAGGAGGCAACCCGGCCUAAGAAGAAGAGCAAGACCGGGAAUUAA